AUGCAUUCACGAGUUGGCUCACAGAGCCUUUGGUUCUCAACCACAGGACUUCGCUGGGGGCUUCGCUGGAAUACUAUUGAAGCAAUGAAGGUAAUAGGCGCUGGACUGCCAAAGACGGGCACUAAAUCCCUAGCAGCCGCUCUAAGGCAUCUUGGCUACACUGUACACGAUAUAAGAGAACACUGGAAACAUCACUGCGAGGAGUACAAUGCUGCUUUUGAAGGCGAAAUCCCAGACUUCAAGGAGAUGUACAAAAAUAUCGAUGCCACAACAGAUGGUCCAUCAUGCUACUUUCACAAAGAGAUCUUCAAAGCCUUUCCUGACUCCAAGGUAAUCUUGACUGUCCGAAAGGAUGAAGAAACCAGGCGCAAAAGCUUACAAAAAAACAUUGAUGUUAUUGAGCCUAUCCUCGACAGUCCCGUGACUAAACUAUGUCGAUAUUUAACACCAACAGGCAGAAAAUGGGGUCGCCUUCUUUCCCAUCAACGCAUCAUGGAUGAAAUAGAUUAUCAGAAAUAUAAUGAUAACGUCAUUGCUUCUAUACCAGCCAAUCAGCUGCUUGUGUUUUAUCCCGAGGAGGGGUGGGAGCCACUGUGCGCGUUCCUGGGCGUUGAAGUGCCUGAUAUUUCUUACCCGCGAGCUAACGUGGGUUCCGCGGAUAUAUCAAGCAUGUUCCGCAAUUCCUGGAGCCUUCGACGUGCGAAGCAGGAACUCGCGGUUUUUAUUACCCUACUCGUGGCACUGGUCGCCUUUGCAUUUGUGCUAAUCGUGCCUCCAAUAUAGACUUUAAUGCCGCAUUGUCACUUCCUGUUUUCUUCCGGAGGUCCGACGGAAACCUCAACCGACAAGAGACAAAAUAUUUUUUUAAAAUCCGUGCUUUUAAACAGGCCAUCCGCUCUAAAUCAACAGUCACAUCUUAGAAAAAUCUUCCAAUAGACACAAUGCCUUUACAAUCUUGAAAUAUUUUUCACGUUUUCCGUUAAAAAUCAUCGGAGAUUGUUACGUAAUCGAACGAAUUUUCAAGUUUCUGCCAUUCUCCCUUUUAUGCCUGGUGCACACUAGUGACAUAUCGACAUAGGCGCGCGCACUCUUAUGCUUGUAUGUUCAAGUGUGAAAUGUUCGACAUAAAGCCCGACAUAAAGACAUGGACAUAACGAUAUAAGAGAAAACCAAGUUUGUCUUUCUUUUAAUUCCAUGUUGGACAUGGUUGACACAUCUAUGUCGUUACGUGACUAGUGUGCACCAAGCCUUAUAGACAAAAAAUCAUAUCCUACUCUCUUUUGUUAUAUACAAUUUGUAUAUUUUGUUAUUCACGAAGCCUUUUUCCCCUUCUAAAAUAAUGAACGUUUCCUAAAUAGGAGUGAACAUAACAUAUUAUUUAAGGCUAUUGCCUAUAAAUUGCUUCGUGGUAACUAAAACAGAAAUAAGCAGUAGUCCUUUCACCUUCUCAUUCCAGAAUAGCUUGAAAUUAGGAAGGGUAGAAAUCCGCUGUUGGUGUUUCAGCACCUAACAAAAAAAAAAAGAAGAAUACUUGAGAUUUUCCGUAAUAAAAUCCUACGGAUGUG
This is a messenger RNA of Nematostella vectensis (starlet sea anemone), 1565 nucleotides long. RefSeq lists its product as uncharacterized. Bases 1 to 783 code for a protein of 260 amino acids. The transcript has a single exon. Lineage: Eukaryota; Metazoa; Cnidaria; Anthozoa; Actiniaria; Edwardsiidae. The record is from RefSeq and is a predicted model, not a curated record.